GUAGUCCUCGACUUACAACAUUGUUCGUUUAGUGCCCGUUCGAAAUCACAGCGCCGUUGAAAAGAGCGGCAUGACCCCUUUUUCACACCGCAGCAUCCCCAUGGUCACCUGGACCAAAUUCAGGCGCUUGGCAACUGGUUCCUGUUUAUGACGGUGGCAGCGCCUGAUGUCGUUCCCCUUCUGACAGGCAAAGUCAAUGGGGAAGCCAGGUUCACUUAACGACCGUGUUACUGACUUAAGAACUGCAGCGAUUCACUUCACGGCUGGGAAGAAAAGUCGUAAAAUGGGACGACAGUUACUUAGAACGUCUCAUUUAGCAACUGAAAUGUUGGCCUCAAUUGUGGUCGUAUAUUGAGGACUACCUGUAUUCCCCUAGACCAGGGAUCUCCAAACUUGGCAACUUUAAGACUUGUGGACUUCAACUCCCAGAGUUCCUCAGCCAAGAACUCUGGGAGUUUUUUUUUUAUUUAUUUGCAUUUAUAUCCCGCCCUUCUCCGAAGACUCAGGGCGGCUUACACUAUGUUAGCAAUAGUCUUCAUCCUAUUUGUAUAUUUAUAUACAAAGUCAACUUAUUGCCCCCAACAAUCUGGGUCCCCAUUUUACCUACCUUAUAAAGGAUGGAAGGCUGAGUCAACCUUGGGCCUGGUGGGACUUGAACCUGCAGUAAUUGCAAGCAGCUGCUGUUAAUAACAGACUGUCUUACCAGUCUGAGCCACCAGAGAUUUCACCAGAGUUGAAGUCCACAAGUCUUAAAAGAGCCAAGUUUGCAGACCCCUGCCCGCCCUGCAGCCCAUUCCCACCUUGCCCCGUGCAAACUGCAGGCGGGGAGGACUGAGUCUGCUGCUCCCCCCAGUCUCCUCUGUGGGCGCGCCUGGACAGAGGCCUUCUGACUUUCCCCAGGGACACAGAAGUGGAAGCCAUGCCGGUGGAUCUCCUUGGGCCCAAAGGGAAAGUCAGGUGGUGGGCCACAACCUGCUAAGACUCACAUGGAUUUUUCAGGGCGAGAUGGACUUUGUGAUCCUCUUCGGCCUGUAUCUCGGCCUGGUGCUGCUCAGCGUGGCGGUCUGUGUCUCCUCCCGACGGGAGCAAAGCUUCUCUUGGAGGCUCAUCAGGGGCACAACUCAAGUGUUCUCCUAUGUAAUUCCAGCUCCGGUUCAUAGAGCAGCUCAGAAGGCAGUUCAUGGACUCUUCCAUUCCCGAAAUUCUUUCUUUGUGGUCCUGCACUUGAUCUUGGAAGGGCUGGUUUACGGCGAGUACACCUGGGAGGUGUUGAGCUACUGCCAAGAGCUGCAGUUCAGCAGGCUCGUCCUCUUUCUUCCUUACCUCCUGCUGGCUGUGAAUGCCGCUUUCUUCAUCCUCUGCUCCAGAAGUAACCCAGGUAUCAUUACCAAAUCCAACCAGCUUCUCUUCCUUCAUGCAUAUGCAUACGACGGUCUGAUGUUUCAACAAGAUGCGGAAUGCCCUACCUGCGCAGUGAGAAAACCAGCCAGAUCCAGGCACUGCGGCGUGUGCCGUGGCUGCAUACAUCGUUUUGAUCACCACUGUGUUUGGGUCAACAACUGCAUUGGAGCCUUCAACAUCCGGUUCUUUCUUUGCUACCUGCUGACUUUGACCUCCAUGGCCGCUUCUAUUGCAGCUGUAACGGCCGGCCUUCUCAUCAAGGUGGUCCUUUUGUCAAAUCUUCAUUGGGGACAUUAUACUGAUGACCAAGGUCAAGAGCAUCCAGUCGAUACCUUCUUCCUGAUUCAGCAACUUUUCCUGACCUUCCCUAGAAUUGUAUUCAUGCUGGGUUUUGUCAUCCUUCUGUUGGUCAUUCUGGGCUCCUAUUUCUGCUUCGUCCUGUACCUUGUACUGACCAACCAGACGAGCAACGAAUGGUUUAAAUCAGCAAGAUAUACGCACUCAUACUCGGAGCAAUACAGCAGGGAGGAAAGCUAUAGAAACAUCUACUCCAAAGGUGUCUGGGCCAACCUGGCAGAAAUUGUGACGCCUCUGACAAGUCCUGCAAAGAAAAGAAAGUGAAUCCUUGCACACGCGGAGCUGGCAAAAAACAGUGCACCUUACAAACUUAACUUUCUGUAGAAUGAAUUUUUAUUCUAUCUACUAAAGGACUAUUCAGAAGUGGAAAGUGAGUUAACGGAUUAGAUUGUUAAUGUGAGCAUCGAGUGCUAUUAUUUGCACUUUUAAAAUUACGUUUGCCUGCUUAAAAGCCCUGGGGAGGAGGCGAUGCGUUGUUAUUGUGGUAGUGAGUGGUUGGUUGCAGUUAGGCAGAUGUUUAAACAUGAUUUGGCAUUUUUAUCCACCUAUUGAGUACUUCCCAAGGACCUGGGAAAAGCAGAUGCUGUUUGAUGGCGUUAAAAAGUCUCUUCGCAGGAUUUAAGCUGUUCUGAGUCAAGCUGCCUUUUGCAAUUGACUGAUGGGACUUUUGUCGAUCAUGUUCCAAGUGUUGCUCCAGAAGUUUUGAGUUUGCACCCAAGGUGCCAAUUACUAUAGAGGCUAUCUUCGUUCUCCUUUGCCACAGCUGUUCUAUUUUUUUUAUUUGCGUGUCUUUGUAUUUUAUGGUUUUCUCGUUCUUUCUCUUCUAGUCCGUUGUCUCCAAAUACUGACAUGUCCACUAUCCAGACUUGUCUUUUUAUGGACAAUUGUUAAGGCUUGGAUUGUUACGUGGCAGGUGCUUGUCUCUAUUGUUAUAAUUAUUACUACAUAUUUUUGGUGAUGUAAGAUGAAUGGAGGCCUACAUCUAUUUCAUUUCCUGCUGCAAAUUACUGGGAAAUGUCACUCCAGACCCAGUUCUGCAGGUAUCUGGAACUAUGCAAAGCCCUGAACUGCAUUAUGUGGGUAUUUGAAACCUCUAAGACAAGGGUCUCCAAACUUGGCAACUUUAAGACUUGUGGACUUCAACUCCCAGAAUUCCCCAGCCAUGGCUGGGAAUUCUGGGAAUGGAAGUCCACAAGUCUUAAAGUUGCCAAGUUUGCAGACCUCUGCAUAUGGUUGGGUUCCUCCCGUCCUUAAAUGAUACGGGCUAAAUUUCUGUUUGAGGCCUCCAAGCUGCCCUCCUGCACCA
Messenger RNA from Ahaetulla prasina, 3064 nucleotides. RefSeq names its product zinc finger DHHC-type palmitoyltransferase 4 (gene ZDHHC4). The transcript has 6 exons. Gene Ontology annotation, biological process: peptidyl-L-cysteine S-palmitoylation; protein targeting to membrane. The record is from RefSeq and is a predicted model, not a curated record. Gene Ontology annotation, molecular function: protein-cysteine S-palmitoyltransferase activity. Lineage: Eukaryota; Metazoa; Chordata; Lepidosauria; Squamata; Colubridae. Gene Ontology annotation, cellular component: Golgi apparatus; endoplasmic reticulum. The coding region runs from base 1006 to 2022 and encodes 338 amino acids.